AUGUCGGUAGCUGACAAUUUGCACGAAAAAUCUCCAGACAUCGGUAAUGGCAGCGACGAAUCGGAGUUCGCAGUCGAUAUCAGUGACAAAAUUUCACUAUCAAUGGUAAACGAAAAAUUGGAUUUAUUGCUAACGAAAUUCGAUCAAAUGGAAACUUCAAUGAACAGUCUUGAGAGAACUGUUGAUAUAUUAGUAAACAAACAAGUGGCAAUUGAUCUAACUGUAGCACAAUUACAGAUAGAAAAUGCUGAUAAAUCAGUUAGUAUAAUCAACACGGAAAAAUGCUGCGCAUCAAUUUUGGAAUUGAUUGAAGAAAGAGCUUUGUCAUUUGAAAAUGCAAUUCGACAUGCAUCGGAUGAAAUCAAAGAGCAAAUGGCAAGUUCGAUUCCUGUUGGUGCAGAUGCAAUACAAAGUAUUAUUACAGACGAGUCGAUACUUGAACUUUUACAACAACAAAAAACAACAACCGCAUCAGCGCCCGUAGCAGUAACACCAAAUAAAAUGAUUCUCCUCGAAAAUGAAGUUUCAUACUCACGCUACGAUCUUGAAUUAUCUUCAAAUCUUAUAUCAAAAGCACCAGGUGGUAUUCGCUUGGAUAGUGAUGACUCGCCUUUAUCAACGCCAGUUGAUGAGAAUCAGUCGUCAAAGAGGCGAAGAAGUGAUGCACAGAUUUCGACUGAUGUGUCUAAAAACUUGUUUCCAUCAUUGGGAAUUUCAAAUGGUCCACAGAUAACUCUUACUGAUCCCAAUACACAGAAAACAUUUUACGUUAUGAAAGACAAGCAUGAUAGACACCAAGUGGCAACAAAUCAAGAAUUGCUGAAAAAAGAGACGGGAUUCCGUCAUCUUUUAGCUUAUCUAUUUUCAAGUUUAUUUACAGAAGAAGAGCUAAAAUUUUCAUCAGUCGACGGUUCUGUUCGUGGCACAAAAGCAUUCGAUCCAGCAAGAGUGGAUGCUAUUGAUAAACAUUUAUUUGAUCUAUAUGGAGCAAGAUAUACAAAGUUUCGCAUAAGUAAUCAAUACAAAGACAUACUGAAUAAAAAAUGCAGUCGAAUAAGAACAAAAUUCAAUAAAAUUAUUGCGAAUAAAUAG
Molecule: messenger RNA, 1092 nt
Organism: Adineta ricciae
Lineage: Eukaryota; Metazoa; Rotifera; Eurotatoria; Adinetida; Adinetidae
Source: the annotation of a GenBank genome assembly